This is a messenger RNA of Diatraea saccharalis (sugarcane borer), 4527 nucleotides long. Lineage: Eukaryota; Metazoa; Arthropoda; Insecta; Lepidoptera; Crambidae. The record is from the annotation of a GenBank genome assembly.
AAGUGUUAUGAGAUAAUAAGGGAAAAAAAUAACUAUAUUUACAAAUAGUGUUUAAAUAGUUAAAUUCUGCUUAUUCUACUCGACAAUAGAUGGCAUUACUGGACUGAUUGCGUUUUGAUAUUUACUAAUGAAUUCAAUGAUAAAGACUAACAUAUUUUGUGACUUAUUUCCAAUUAUCGAAAUAUAUUUAUAAGAUUUUAAAGAGCUGCAAGAAUUUUAAAACAAAAUAAAUUUAGUUUCAUUACCUUUUAAAUGGUUUGAAACUAUAACAAAACCGGAAGUUUGCAAGAACAAAACGCAAUAAUCACAACUUUGUGCUUGUGUCAAAACGAACUGCAAAAGCGUGUUGAAUUUAUAUUAUUUUUGAUAGAUAACUAGCUUAAAAAGUUCAUGUAGUGAAAAAAAAGUAUUUUCUUUUAUCCACUGUAUUCAUUCCAAAAUGUCCCUGAAUCCACUGAAUGGUAACGUAUAGAAUUUCAACUUUUAGAGGUUAUAAAUCUGUUUUAAAAUUUAAGAAUGCCUUUUUGAAUGAAAAUAAUACUAAUUACUAUAUCUGUAUUUAUUUUUAUUUCCUUUUUGCUAUGUAGUACAUGGUUUAUUAAUGUAUUUCUCAUAUAUUAACGUUAGUUAUCGCAAAAUCUUACCCUAUACUAACCUAAAUCCUUUUUUUUUUUUUUUAAUAUUUAAGAAUAGACAGACUUCGAGUAUAAAAAUGUCAUGGCAAUGUCCAUAACAAAUAGAAAAGGGAGAAUUUAUUUAUGUAACAUUAACAUUAGUUUCAAUGAAAUCUUUCAUGUCAGACAAAACAAAUAAAUAGAUACUUACGAAAUAAGACUGUUUUUAUAACAGAUAAAUUAAUCAUGCAACUCUUGUAAUUUCAGAACUAAAACGUCGCUUGGAUGAUCAAGACAUACCAUUAUCAAAACGGUUAUGCCUAGCAAAAAAUGUGAUACAGUCCCAUCAUUUCCCAUCUGCACCUAAAGCACGUGUAGUUGCUGAAUGGCUUCAGGCAUUGUCACAGAAAAGCAAUAUUUCUAGUAAUGAACUAAAAAAUGUAAUAGGAUGGUUAAAUAUCAGUGAUGAUUUGACAAAUGAAUUCAAAAGCAAAAUAAUACAGAUUACAUCGCAGUAUUUGAAUAAGAACCCAUUGCAAAAUGGUGAUGUACAACACAUGCUAUCAUUAUUGGAAAAUACAAAGUUAUCAACCCAACUUAGUGUUAACAUCAAAGAAUGUUUGCAUAUAUCUAUUACCUUAUUGCAAUAUUUAAAAUGUGAAGAACCAUGUAAUAUAGAGCUAAGUCAGAAAGUAUUCAAAAACAUUGUAAAAUUUUACAAGGAAUCAAAGAAGAAAUUAGAAUUCAUAAUUAUGUUAUUGGAUGGAGAAAAUUUGGAAACUGUAUUCAGUUAUCUGGAUACUGAUUAUGUCACAGUUAUAAAUGUUUGUGAAAACAUUCUGUUUCAAAAGAAUAAAAAGUCUUUCUUUGCAAGUUAUCUUCAAACGUUAAUAAGAAAAAACAACAUUGACGAUUUGAUAUCUGAAAAAGGUGAUAAUAUUCAAUCAGUUUUGAAGAUCAUGGAUACAUUUUUUGCGUUUCCAAAUGGUAGAGUUUGCGUUGAGUAUAAGUUUUUGAAUGAUUUUAUUGAUGUGUUUGUCAGUUGUUAUAGAUUAGAAAGUCAACUUGUAUUCGCAUUUUAUGUAAUGGUCACUAAUUGUUUGCAAAUGGAACAAAACUAUGUAACACCAGCAAUGAAUAUGAAUCCAAUAACAUUUAAUGAAAACAGUGGAAAAAUCAAAAGAAAUAUAUUCUUAAAAAUGCUUGAUGUGCUAUUAAAAAAUGAAGUGGAUAUAAGUGUAAGGUUAAGUGACACGUUGGGUGUUAACAUACCAAAAAUUGAAACGAAAAAGACAUUUUUGUCAUUUCUGGAGACUGUAAUGAUGGGACAGCUGAAGUUGGUGGGGAAAUCUGACAAAGUUACUUUCGAAAUAAUAAAAACUGCAUUGAAACUGGACCCAAGUUUGGUCGAGACAAGAAUAGAUGAGAUCCUACCAAGCCUAAUGUGCAUAAAAAAGAGUAUAAGCGACAUGGCAUCGUACACCCAAAUGAUGAAUUUUUUGUUAGAAACAUAUUUUAAACUAGGCAGAGGCACAAUCUUUUUCAAUAAAAUUCUGCCGUUAGUAAAAAAGUCUUUAGACGCUACUAACACUGAACAGGAAGAUUUACAGAGAAAACUCAAUAAAUCCAUAGAUAAUAAUGAGGAUGUUACGAAAACAAAAAAUAAAAUGAUAACUGCCUAUGAUAUCUUACCAGAAGAAAGUGUAGAUUUAUAUGGAAAAUUAACUACUGAACUAAUGUUCCGACAAAAUAAAGACUUACUCAUAUCAUUGCAAAAAGACUUUGAAGAUAUCGGAUUGCAUGCUAUAAUUGAAGGGAAAAGAGAUCCAUCAACAAUAAUAAUAACGGAAGUCAUGUCCGCCAUUUUGUCAUCUUUCUUCAAGUAUUGCAAGAUGGCUGACCAUACUGUACCAUUGCAAAUUGCUGAGGAAUUCUGGUUGUCAUACAAAGAUUUUGAAUCUAACUGUCUAAGAAAAUUCGGAGAGAGUUUGAUUGAACAAAACUUUGAUAGUGAUUCACGGUUGAUUCUCUCAUUUCUGAAGUUAUGCCGCAACUUUUCUUAUCUGAAACUACUCAAUGUAAAAUAUAGCAACACCAAACUAGAAAUAUUCGACAUAGACAAUAUAACAUCGGAAGUUUUCGACAUGUCUGUUGUCCUACCUUAUUUAACGACACAGCAAUGGACGCAGUUGAUUGCGAAAAUUACCACCGAUGAGGCAACAUUGCUAAUGGAUGAAAUCCUUCUUAUCAAAACAAUGAUUAUAGAAGCUUUAAACAGCAAAAACUCGGAAAAUGGUCGACAAUCAAUAUCAGAAACCAAAUCUUAUUUAGUAAAACAAUUGAGUGACUUUCCCCAAAUACUAGAACCAGAUAGUCACAUACCAGAUGUUUUAUUAGUAAAUCUUGAUAAAAACCAACUGAAAAAAGUGUCGAAACUUGUUAUCAAUAAAUUUUUGUCAGACUCCAAUGCGGAUAUCUUUAAAAUGGAAUCUGUAUGUAACAAUAAACAGUUACUGAACGCUUUAUUAUUGGAAACAGUUAAAAAUAUACUCAAGUGCUUCGAAAAUGCGGAACAUUUUGCUAAAGCUAUAACUAAGUCUAGUUUUGAGUUUAAAACUUUUGCGAAAGAAACUGAUGUGAAAGAUUUGUUCUUAAAACUAUCCAUGAAAGAGAAUGAGGUUGAUAACGAGCUACCAACUUAUAUGGAAAUUUUAAAACACAUACAAAUAUACUAUUUGGAAGAAAAUUACCAGUUGCUAGCCAUCUUUGUGUUGCUAGCCAUUAAAAAUAAUUGCCGAAAAAAACUGAGACGAAACGUAGAUUAUAUAUUGCAAAGUAUAUUCGAGCUUUCUUCACAACCUCCUGAUUUGUACAAAAUAUUUCCAAUAGAAUUUAUAUUUUCAUUUGAAGACAGAUUAUUGAUAGAUUUACUUAGUCUAAAGAUUAAAACUGCGAAUAACUUUCUUCCUAUAAAAUGUUUGCUCGAAUCAGCUGUUAAGAGAGUUAAAAUUGAAAAACAUCUCGUUAUAAACAUAGUUGAAUUAUUAUUAAAAAAACAAUCAAAGUUUAAAUCCACAAGUAUAGAAUCUUUCAGCGAUCCAGCAUUCCAAAUUACUUGUAUAAUAUUACCGUUAAUAGUCAAGCAAAAGAAAUUCAUAACAUUAAGUGCACACCGUUCAAUAUUAGCUGAUUUACAAGAGAAACUACAUAAGUCAUUGCUAGAAUGUUUCAAGAAUGUUAAUUUUGAAGAGACUAGUAGUUCUCCAGUUGAUGCAAUUGGCAACACAGAUGAUAGUAUGGCAAUUUCCGACAGCACAAUGGCAACAUUAAAUGCUAUAUCUGCAUAUUCUUUAACGUUAUCAAAAUAUUGCGAGUCGACUGAUACUGAAGAUCUUAAAAACUUGGAUUGUCUAUGGUCUGGGCUGGAGUACUUCAUACACAGUGCUAUGCAAUCAAUACAAAAUCCCGAAACGAAACAUCAACACGUCGAAUCUUCAAUACAACUUUUGAAUGCCGUUUUACGUUACAUAAAAAAAUUAGAAACCCAUGAGAUAUUCCAGACCAAAGAUAAAUUAUUCAUUCAGAUUUGGAAUAGUAUUAAAACGCGACUAUCUAUAAUAACAGAUUCAAAGAAUAAAUAUCUGAAUACUGCAUCUAUACUUGAAGAUAUUUCUGUUACGAUAAAGUUUUUAUGUGAAUGGGUAUCUGUGGAUGGGUUCGUUGGACAUUUUGUUGCAGAUAUAAGUACGUUAUCGACUUUAGAGGUAAGUUUUAUAACUUUUGUUUCUUAUACAAAUUUGAAGAGGUUAGAGCACAUCAUAUAUUAUAAAUGUGCAUAUAUACCUAUUUUAAAAAGUUCAUAAUCUGAAAUUGUCUUUGAAAACUCAGAAACAUUGGUAGACUCAUAAAUCAA